Messenger RNA from Aspergillus saccharolyticus JOP 1030-1, 2085 nucleotides. Its product is annotated as Zn(II)2Cys6 transcription factor. Gene Ontology annotation, cellular component: nucleus. The coding region runs from base 1 to 2085 and encodes 694 amino acids. Gene Ontology annotation, molecular function: DNA-binding transcription factor activity, RNA polymerase II-specific; transcription cis-regulatory region binding; zinc ion binding. The transcript is spliced from 7 exons. Gene Ontology annotation, biological process: regulation of DNA-templated transcription. Lineage: Eukaryota; Fungi; Ascomycota; Eurotiomycetes; Eurotiales; Aspergillaceae. The record is from RefSeq and is a predicted model, not a curated record.
AUGUCGGAACUACGCUUCCGAUCGGGAAAUGCUCCUCCGCGCUUCUUCAAGGCAUGUCGCUGGUGCAGGAAACAGAAAAUGCGUUGCGAUGCACGCAGCCAGGUCCCCUGUGCACGCUGCCGCAGUGCUGGUCGCGACUGUAUCCUCGAUCCCAUUGUUGACGAAAGGCGACGCAGCCAGCGUCACAUCUCUCCCAGGCCCUCCCGGCGACAAGUAGCGAGAUCCCCGUGGAAUGAACCGACCGGUUUCGAUACACCCUCGUCCCGAGAGCAAGAAUAUUCGCCCGGGCCGGCUGUUCAGAACGAUCCCCUGAAUGCCUCGCUCGACGACUUGCCUGACUCGACGGAUCUCCGGUCGCCAGGAACCUCUGAGCAGCACGGUCAAGAUAGUCAGCAAUUGAGCCCUAAUGAUAUGAUUGCCCCCGUGUCGGUGGUGCAUUCCAUGUCCGUGAAUCUGCUGGGGUCUAGUAGUAUAUUCAUGGAUAGCCCGAACAAGGCUGAUCUCCGGAGCGACAUCAUCGCGCGAGGCAUCAUCAGUGAGGAGCAGGCACGGUCGAUGUAUGAACGGUUCUUCAACGGCAGUAAGAACUUUCUCGCACUCUUUGAUCCCAUCCGCGACACCUUCGAUUCGAUCCGAUCGCGCUCGCUUUUCUGCUUCUCGGUCAUGAUCUACAUAGCUAGCCGUGCUGUCAUUGAUCUACGAAGCAAUACCCAUUUGCAGCGUGUGUUGCAAGAUGAAGCACAGAGGCUGGCGGAGGACAGCUUCUUUGAACGACCGACGAAAGUCGAAACGGUUCAGGGGAUGAUCCUGCUCGCGGCCUAUUCAGAGAAAACAUGGUUCUCCACGGCUCUAAUCUUACGCACUGCUCUAGACUCCGGCCUAGAAAAGUCCCUGGAUACCUUGCUCUCACAGAAGGAUGUACCCAGGAGUGCUCUUUCUGCUACCUUGGAGGAGCGUAAGCUGGUAUGGCAGACAAGGACUUGGCUGAUUAGCUUCACCCUUGAACUGGAUGUCGCAUCCGGCACAGGUCGCAAGUCCAGAAUUGACGCUGUCGAUACUACUAAACUACGUAGAUUCCUCGAUUACCCGCUGUCCUUGCCUUGCGACAUGCGCACCAUAUCCAUUAUCGAAUUACAUCAGCUCCGGAGUCAAUUCCGUAUGAUAGUCGAAAACUCCAAAACCAUCCGCGAGAUCGCCAGCAUUGAACUACCAGCUGUCAUGUCAAGAUUACAGACAUGGUGGAAUACGUGGGAUGAGAUCCAUAAGAAUAAUGGCUUUCAUGCGGGGGCGUUCCAGCGCUGCAGUCUCAAACUAAUGCAUAACUAUGCACGAAUCUUCGCGUUUUGCGCAUCGCUGGCUAGGAUCCAGAAGCUACGCUCCGGCAGCACGGAAUCAGACACUGACACCGAUAAUUCGGACAUUUCUCAUUUAUGGCGCUCGCUUGCUUCGGCAACCAUGGACCAGCUGGGUUUGAUCAUCUCGGAAACAUCAUAUAGAUGCCAAUUGUCGUGGACCCCGACGUACCCGGCCUUGACAAUAGCUUUUGUCACAACAUUUUCACUACGAAUCGCGAGAUGGAGGCCAGAUCUGAUUGAUCAGGAUUUGCUCCUUGAAAGAGCGCAGCUGAUAUGCGACCUUCUUAAACAACCUCCCUACCCGGAUAUCCACCGAACCGUGUCGAUCUUUGUGAACUAUGGUCGCGCGCUUGUCGCCAGCCAGCGCGGACAAAGAGACGAUUACUUGGAUGCCCCAGACGACACCAGGCUGGCGAAUGAGCAGCUUGGCAUGAACAAGGAUCUAGACGGUGAUAAAGUAGCCAUAUCGACUGCAUCGGCGCUAGCAGAGCAAGCUAGCUAUGGAGCCACGGAGACGAUCCACCAAGGGGUCAAAGAUACUGACCUGCUUUCAAUGCCCAAUACCGACAGACAGCCCCCUGCUAGGCAGUUUCCACCCCGGCCACCAGGGCCAAUGGAAGCUCCCAACUGGAACCUAUGCCACCCAAUCGCAGACUCAUUCGGCCUGUUCGAAGAAGAACAGAACGACAUAUUUGAUUUCCUCCCUGCGAUGCCUUCGAUGCCGCAGUAA